CACCGGUAAGACACUGCAACUUGAACCUGGGGCUUUGAUCCAUGACAAGCUGAGCAUUUUUUACUCAAGGAGCAGUCUGCUGUAGUAGACACAUUUCCUUUAUAUUUGUGGGAAUAUCUGUUGCGUGGACAAUGACUUCCAGAAGACCAAUGACCCGUUCUUACUCUGGUAACGGGAGGUCCGGCGGAAGCUACAAUGAGGAGGAGGUCAGCUCUUCGAAUGGCCGCUUGGAGAGCAGCAACUACCUCUCCAAUGUCAGGCCUGAAAACAGCUACUCAAGGUAUUCUCAAUCCAGGUCAUCGAGGAGUACAUUGUUCGGUGUGAUGGCUCAGCUGACUGAGGACACCCAGCCUGUAUUUGAGACCACCGUUAAAUCCAAGGCUGUGUCAGAGAACUGUAAUGUGAAGUUGACAUGUGUGGUUACAGGUAACCCAGCCCCAGAACUGACGUGGUACCGAGACGACAUGGAGUUGGACCGAUACUGCGGUCUUCCAAAAUAUAAAAUUGUCUGCAAUGGAAAAACUCACAUACUCCACAUUUACAACUGCACAGUGGAUGAUGCAGCCAUCUAUCAGGCUUCAGCCAGGAACAGCAAAGGCAUUGUCUCCUGCUCUGGGGUUCUGGAGGUAGGCACCAUGAGCGAGUACAAGAUCCACCAGAGGUUCUUUGCCAAGCUGAAACAGAAGGCAGAGAACAAGAAGAGGGAGUUGGAGGAGAGCAGGAAAAGGGGCAAGGAGAACGUCCAGAAAGAGCCUCGGGAACAGCAGCCUCUCCGAAGCAGCCCGAUCCCCUCUCAGAGGAAGCGCCGGGCCUCAAGCGUCCCCUCCUAUCCAUCAGAUGGGGAGGAGAUCACAGUCAGCCAGGGGGCAGAGGCUGUGGAGCAGCUAGCUCCUGCUGUUGAAGAACCUAAUGGGGUCAGUGCUAAAGUCAGUGAACUGGCUCCAGUAAAACCUACAGAGAAUGGGGGCAAAAUUCCCAACAGAGAAACCAGAGAAGCCAAAAAGAAAAUAAAGAUCUCAAAUGGUGUAGAUUCUGGUGUUGUCAGCAGUAGUCAUACAGGACCGGGCAGUAGUCAUACAGGACCGGGCAGUAAUCAUACAGGACCGGGCACCGGAGAAAAUUCAUAUGAUGGAGGGAUAAGUUUGUCUCAAUUUCUGGCAGAUACUCUUCAUUCACAGACUGCUGAAGAAAAGAUCCCUGCACAAGUGGAGGAAACAUUGCCAGCGGAGAUAAUGGAUACUACUGCUGCUGAUCCUGAAACAGAUGUGAGAGAGGAGAAGGGGAGAGAGAGGGAGGACAGAAAGGGGACGGACAGAGAGAGGAUUCUUGGAGAACAGGAAAGAGAAAAAAUGAGAGGGGGAGAACUGUCAAUUGAGAGAGAAAAAGAAAGAGCAAGAGAGGCAGAACAGCUGCAUAGGACAACAGCACAUAGCAACACAGCCUCAGAAGUCAAAAUGGAGGCUAAGGCGCAUGCCCACAAGGAGGGAGAUCAUCACGAUCACCACCACAUGCAGGAAACUCUUUCCAAUGUGCUCCACUCAGUCAAAUACUUUUUCUUUGGUAAGAGCAAGAAGGAUCAUGCUUCUCAUGAUCAUCAUGUGAAAGGUCAGGAGAGCGAGAGAGGUCAUCCAUUAGCCCCAACACAGCCAUACCCUAGCCUUCCCCAUCCACAUCCACAAGAGCAAGAUGUUGUUGAUAAAAAACCCACAGAGGAGACAGUACCCAUGGAGGUAGAUGGGCCACAGAAAGCCCCAAUAACGCUGUUACCACAUGAGCAGCCAGAUUCAUUGGAGCGGUUGAACCCAGAUGAACACAAGCGUGGAAUUACUUUUUCACACCCAGAAGAACCCCCUUCAGCUUCCAAAAGAGCACCAGAGAGUGUGCCUCAUUCACUGGAGCAUGUUGAGCAGAGGGCCAUGGAUGUAUGUCUGGAGGUGAUCAGCAACACUACGGAGACAGUGCCCAUGUCUGGCCCUCCAGCCCUCAGUGAGGCUGCUGAGGAUCAGACCCAGGCAGACUCAGUCCCCCACAUGGUUGUCUCAGCCCCACAUGAGAUAAACAUCCAAGUGUUUUCAUCCGGGACUGAUCAGGUGACAAGACUAAAUGAUAAAACUGAAGAUUUACACAAACAGGGUAUAUCUGACUCUACACAGAACCCAGACCCCAGCAGUGGAGCAGGUCCCCACAUGUCAAACCUAACUAGUAUGGAUGACAGUGGGAGUGCUCCUAACAAUAAUGUCCCACCCACAGUCAGCCAGUGCCUCAUCGAAAGUGAAAAAGAGAAGGAAAUGCAUGUGGAUGAGAAGGGCAUUGAAAGUGUCUAUAAGAAUCAAGGAGAGAAAGGUGAUGUCAAAGCAGAGAAUCAACCAUGUCCCUUUUUAAAUGUGAGUGAAGGGAUAUUUUAUAUCAAAACACUUGCUGUAGAAGAGAGAAUUGAAACAUGCCAUUUUAAAACACAAGAGCAGCAGACUCUUACUUUGGAUGAUAAAGUUAAUACACACGAUUCUAAAUCCCAAGACAAGUAUAUUGAUACUUUGCAAGAGAAUGUAGAGAGAAUUUCUUCAAAAGCACACAUAGAAUGCAUCCCGGUUUUAGAGGAGAGUAAAGAGAAAAUACAUAACAAGGAGGAGGAGAUACAUUUUAAAAGAUUGGAGGAAUCUUCUCCCACUUUGCUGCAAAAGAGUUUAAAGAAUAGAGAUCUAAAAAUAACAGAUGAAUACCCUCCUGUGGCAGUGGAGAGCAUAGAGGACCAUGAUCUCAACACAAAAAGGAAAUCUACCUUAGCUUUAGAGAAAAGCAUUGAAAGUGCCUUAAAAGUGGAAUGUACUCCUGCUUUGGAGAAAAGUUUAUUUGACUGUCCAUUUGGCAAACAGAAUGUGAGAUUACAGAGAAAUGAGGUGCGAACCCUCACUAUGGAGAGACGGGUUGAAAUGGAAGAAAUUGUGACUGAGAUAAAGGUAGAAAUGCUGGGUGAAUCUAAGAGCCACUUAGAGACACAGCCUGUGAGAGGCUCUGCCAUUGUGCCCGCUGAGCAACCAGUGGCAGCAUCAGUUACCAGUCGAAAGGCUAAUGCCACUCAUCUGGGUGGACAUUCUGGAAAUGUAAAAGAGAUUAGAAUUGUAGAUUCUGCUCUUAAAAUCCCAGAAAUCAAAAUUAUUGUGACAGAACAACAGGCAAAAGAAGAGCCAAUGAUUAUACCAAAUAUAGAGAUUACGGACCCAGAAGUCAAAGAGCCUACACAGCCAUUAAUACCUAUUACACCCAAUGAACCUACAUCAGAGUCAGCCAUUUUCCAAAAGGAUGAUGCAAACGAAGUUUUAGACAUAAUGAUCACAGAAAAAAGUGCAGCUGUUACCCCAGUGAUAAUUGAUGUGACACCCACUCAAGAAAGUAAGCAGAAUAAUAUUAUCAUCGAACCAAUGGAGAAAGUGCAGGAAGUUACACCAGUUGAAGAGGCAAAAACGCCUACGGCAGAGCAACCAACUAAUAGUGAGUGCCUCACAAAGAUGGAUACUAAGUUAAUUCCUAAAAUAAAUGUUUCAUAUUCUGAUGAUAGUGAACUAGACCAUGAGCAUCCACAAGUUAAGCCCCUCGUCUUAGAUACAGGAACACCAGAGGAAUUACCCAAAGUGCCUCUGUUUGUGGUCCCUCCUAUUUCUGUAAUCUGUGAGGAUAGCCCUUUUGAAAGCGAAGAGCUUCUUAAAAAUGAGAGUAAAGAAUCAGAAUCCUUGGCGGCUAUGCUCAGGGGGGUCAAGAGUGAUUUAGAAAAUUCUUCUACCCCUGAGUCUGACAAACCCCAUAGUAUUCCACAAAAACAGACUAUAGAAACAAAGGAACAUAGCGUGAUAGACAACAUCCCCUCUGUGUCAUAUAAACCUGUAAUGCCAACAGAAGAAACAACAAUCCAAAAAGCUGAGGACAUCAGUAUUACUGAAACUGAUAAAGUAAAACCACUCAAAGAGUCAAGGAUAGAGUCUUACAUCAUUGGUGAUGAACCAAGAGAAAGAACCCCUAUUGAGAGGCUUGCUGUCAAACCCCCAACACCCCCCAGGAGUCCCAGUACUCUUCGCAGGUUUAUGUCCAGGACUCCCCCUGCCAUUACUGUGGAUGACCCUGCUAACAGUGAGAAGGCAGGAUUGGAGCAGAGUGGUGGAGACACCCCAACGUCCUCCCUGUCUUGUGAGAGCAGCCCCAAGCUGAAAAGAAGGGACAGUCUGACCCUCAUCCGCUCUGCCACGCCUGAGGAGCUGGCGUCUGGAGCUCGCCGCAAGAUCUUCAUCCCCAGGGAGGGAGAAGGGGUAGUGGUGGCGCUGGGUGUGGGUGGUAGCCCACUGGACACCCAGGUCAAGGAGGCGGCUCCAUACUUGUCGCCCAGUCAGGCUCGCAGGGCAGCGUUCCUGCAGGCCCCAGCAGGCUCACAGACCCCACCGCUGGAGAGACGCUCCCCUCUGCUGAGCCGUAGGAAGGCAACUCUGGAGGUGCCUAAAGUUGUGGAGACCAACACAGAGGAGCCAGAGAGCCCAAAGACUGAGGUCAAACCUCCUGAGAAGGAGAAGCUGAACCCCUUCAAAGCUCCUCAGGUUAUCCGUAAAAUCAGGGGAGAGCCCUUCCCAGAUGCCUCAGGACACUUGAAACUCUGGUGCCAGUUCUUCAACGUGCUCAGUGACUCCUCCAUCAAGUGGUACAGGGACGAGGAAGAGAUAGUUGAGGUGAAAAGAAGUGGAGGAGAUGAGAGCCAAGUAGCACUGGCCAUCGUCCAGACAUCCAGUCAAGAUUGUGGGGUGUACGGCUGCACAAUCAAGAACGAAUUUGGGACUGAUUCAACUGACUUCCUUCUCAGCGUAGACUUACUUUCAGAGUACUUCCUGCGUGAGGAUUUAGAAGUUGGAGAAGAGAUAGAAAUGACUCCAAUGCUAUUCACCAAAGGCCUAGCAGACCCGGGAUACUGGGGUGAGAAGUUCUUUGGGCGCAUCAUGACACAAGAGGCCCACCUGGGAGAGGGCUGUGCACACAAGGCCUGCAGGGUGAAGGUCAUCUAUGGCCUGGACCCUGUGUUUGAAUCCGGAACCAACUGCAUCAUCAAAGUACAAAACCCCAUCGCCUAUGGGACCAAUGAGGACAGCAACCUUGCAGAGAGAAACAUGGAAAUGACUAAGCAGGAGUGCAAAAUCCAAAACACAGUUCGGGAGUAUUGCAAAAUCUUUGCUGCUGAGGCGAGGGUGAUUGAAAACUUUGGCUUUUCACUGGAAGUGAGCCCUCUUUAUCUGAUGUACCGCCCUGCCAACUCGGUCCCAUAUGCCACUGUGGAGGCUGACCUGAAGGACAUCUUCCUCAAGUACUGUAUGAUGGAUUCCAAAGACAGGCUCAUCACCAGAGCCACCUCAGAGGUGGAAAUGAAAUGCUGCUCCUUCCAGCAUUGGAUCCACCAAUGGACAAACGGCAACUUACUGGUCACUGGGCUGGAGGGUGUUGGACCAAAGAUCACUAAAGUUAGAAUCGUCACAAAAUUGAAGGGGUAUCAAGGCCUUACAGAGGAUGGUUCUCCUAAGGUGUUUGAGCAGUUCCUGACCCAGCAUCAGUGUAACUACUACUGUGGGCUUCUCAGCCUGAGAACCCUGAAGCCCAUGGACACCCUGCAGCAGCCCCCUAAAAUCAAAGUCUCCCGAAGCCCCCUGCUCGGCAGGAAGUUGGGCUCGUCCAGCCCUCAGCUCAACAGGAAGUUGCGCUCAUCCAGCCCCCAGCUACAGAGAAAAGGACUGAACAGCCCCUUGACAACCAGAAAGCCAACCUCCAGCCCAAAGGUGCCAAGAAAGACUGGGGAGACAGAAAACAAGUCCACAGCCAAACCCAAUGCCGAUGACAGACUCAAAGUUGUGGUAUGAGGUAAAAAAUGACAAAAGGGAAUAUAUAUCAAAACAGCUUCCCUUUUCUUUCACGCAAACAUUCAACUUUGUUUUCCUGUCACCUAUUACUGUAUUUAGUUUGGUUGAAGCUAAGAUGACCAGCAUGGCCUUGAACAAAAUGCAGCAGACUUUGUACCUGAAAAGUCCUCAUCCAAGAGAAAAACAGGGAGAUUAGUUCAAAUCUAGGGAAUAGGUCAAUGACUGACCCUGUUGGAUGGUUAUGUAACAAUACUGUGAAUUUCUCAAUCACAAUCAGUAGAAAGAUACUCCCCCUUCUCCAGCUUACUGUUGAACUGCUGAACUGGUUAAUUGAGUGGAGGUACAGUACUUUUAAGGUCUCUUCAACUUCCAGCACUACGGAAAUGAGACACAGUGAUUCACCUGAACCCAGUGCUCUGUCCUCUGCAAAGGAGAAGAGACUUAUGAAGUGGUUGAAACAAUGGUGCUGGAUGAAAAGCGGUGGCUGUAAGCAGCAAUCUAAUAGCUUGAUGCAGAUGCAAGGGGAUUGGAGUGCACCAACUGCCUUGUACAUUUGUGAUGUACUGUAUAUGUCUUGGACAUACAGUGCAUUCAGAAAGUAUUCAGACCCCUUGACUUUUUCCACAUUUUGUUAAGUUACAGCCUUAUUCUAAAAUUGAUAAAAUCAUUUUUUUCUCUCAUCAAUCUACACACAAUACCAAAUAAUGACUAAGGGAAAAGAGGUUUUCAGAAUUUUUGCAAAUGUAUUAAAAAUAAGACAGAAAUACCUUAUUUACAUAUGUGUUCAGACCCUUUGGUAUGAGACUCGAAAUUGCCUCCUGUUUCCAUUGAUCAUCCUUGAGAUAUUUCUACAACUUGAUUGGAGUCCACCUGUGGUAAAUUCAAUUGAUUGGACAUUUGGAAAGGCACACACCUGUCUAUAUAAGGUCCCACAGUUGACAGUGCAUGUCAAAGCAAAAACCAAGCCAUGAGGUAGAAGGAAUUGUUCGUAGAACUCCGAGACAGGAUUGUGUCGAGGCACAGAUCUGGGGAAGGGUACCAAAAAAUGUCUGCAGCAUUGAGGGUCCCCAAGAACACAGUGGCACCCUUCAUUUUGAAAUGGAAGAAGUUUGGAACCACCAAGACUCUUCCUAGAGCUGGCCGCCUGGUCAAACUGAGCAAUCGGGGGAGAAUAGCCUUGGUCAGGGAGGUGACCAAGAACCUGAUGGUCACUCUGACAGAGCUCCAGAGUUCCUCUGUAGAGAAGGAAGAACCUUCCACAAGGACAACCAUCUCUGCUGCACAUCACCAAUCAGGCCUUUAUGGUAGAGUGGCCAGACAGAAGCCACUCCUCAGUAGAAGGCACAUGACUGCCUGCUUGGAGUUUGCCAAAAGGCACCUAAAGGACUCUCAGACCAUGAGAAACAAGAAACAUGAUAGCUUUUUGGCCUAAAUUCCAAGCAUCAAGUCAGGAGGAACCUGGCACCAUUCCUACAGUGAAGCAUGGUGGUGGCAUCUUCGGGACAAGUCUUUGAAUGUCCUUGAGUGGCCCAGCCAGAGCCUGGACUUGAACCCGAUAAAACAUCUCUGGAGAGACCUGAAAAUAGCUGUGCAGCAACGCUCCCCAUCCAACCUAACAGAGCUUGAGAGGAUCUGCAGAGAAGAAUGAGAGAAACUCACCAAAUACAGGUGUGCCAAGCUUGUAGCGUCAUACCCAAGAAGACUCGAGGCUGUAAUCGCUGCCAAAGGUGCUUCAACAAAGUACUAAGUAAAGGGUCUGAAUACUUGUGAUAUUUCAGUAUUUUUGCAAAAAUGUCUAAAAAACUGUUUUACUUUUUCAUUAUGGGGUAUUGUGUGCAGAUUGAUGAGGGAGAAAAAAACAAUUUAAUCAAUUUUAGAAUAAGGCUGUAAUGUAACAAAAUGUGGAAAAAGUCUAGGGGUCUGAAUACUUCCCAAAUGCACUGUAGAAAUAGUUUUUGUUGGUCAGUAAUUGGAUCUUGUUAAUGUUAGUGGAAUAGCAUGUUCCAAGAUGUUCUAUUAUGGCAGUAUUGUGUCCUAAAACUAUGCAAUGCAGUCUUCCAAAUACUGAGCAAAGACAAUAUUACUCUUGCCUCUUUACUGGGAAUUUGUUUUUGUGCACUUUUUUUGCAAAUGUUUUCUUGCCUUUUGAAAAUUGCCAGGUUUCUGUAGUUCAGUUCAUUUUUGUUGAACUUUAUUAACCCCAUAAUCUGUUAAUUAGAAAAUAAUAUGUUCACAGCUUAAAUCUGAACAGUACAGUACACCGAUCCCCUUACCCUGGUUCCUCAAAGGAUUGGCACUUGUCGUGAUAUGUAACUGACAAAGCUUUGAGUGAUAAACAGUGGGAAGGGGCUUACAGAAAUAAACACUAACUUUGUUAGUGCCAUUUACACACAUGGGUCAACUUACAAAGUGAAAGACAUGGCUAUAUAACAUGAGAACCAUGUAAAAACUGGGUUGGACCUGGCCCAUGGUCAGAGUAAAGCAGUAGCUCACCUGGUAGCUUAUCUUUAUGACUGAAAUUGAUAUGCAUUCACAUCAUUCACACUUCUGGUGUUUACUUAUUCAUGAACUGUAGAUGAUCGUGUCAAAAAUACUGUAAGAAAAUUGUUGUCUGAUGUGACAUGAGCAAACUGUUAAAUGUCUAAUAGCGUGAUAUUGUCACUAGUUUGUAGUGUAUGUACUGUAGUGAGGGAGGGA
Molecule: messenger RNA, 8579 nt
Organism: Salvelinus fontinalis (brook trout)
Lineage: Eukaryota; Metazoa; Chordata; Actinopteri; Salmoniformes; Salmonidae
Exons: 14
Coding region: 132-5882 (1916 amino acids)
Biological process (GO): protein phosphorylation; cardiac muscle cell development
Cellular component (GO): nucleus
Molecular function (GO): ATP binding; protein serine/threonine kinase activity
Source: RefSeq, a predicted model, not a curated record